AUGGACUCCUUUUCGGCGGUAGAGGAGGCAACUUUUCAAGAGAAGCCAAAAAAUUCUGUUGAUAAAACGUCGGUGAAGCGGUGGCUGACCGGAGCGGAGAAAGACGAAGACGAAGAGGAGUGCGACACCGAAGCCUGGGAGACGCUGAAUAAGAGUUUUAAGGAAGCGCAAUCGGUGUUAGAUCAGAACCGAUUGUUGAUUCAACAGGUGAACGAGAAUCAUCAGUCGAAGAUUCCUGAUAAUUUGGUAAAAAAUGUCGCGUUGAUUCAGGAAAUUAAUGGUAAUAUCUCAAAGGUAAGCUCUGUUUAUUCGAAUCUAUCUGUCAAUUUCGCAAGCUUUGUUCAUCAGCGACGCGUCAAGAACAAAAACGAUAAGCUGGAUCGCUCAGACUCGUGA
Molecule: messenger RNA, 396 nt
Organism: Lactuca virosa
Lineage: Eukaryota; Viridiplantae; Streptophyta; Magnoliopsida; Asterales; Asteraceae
Source: the annotation of a GenBank genome assembly